Daktulosphaira vitifoliae (grape phylloxera) is the source of this 4196-nucleotide messenger RNA. It is a transcript of the gene LanB2, whose product is annotated as laminin subunit gamma-1. Lineage: Eukaryota; Metazoa; Arthropoda; Insecta; Hemiptera; Phylloxeridae. The record is from RefSeq and is a predicted model, not a curated record. The annotation marks the transcript as partial. The transcript is spliced from 21 exons.
AUAACUAGAAAACAAUUUUCAGAGUGUAAUUGCAAUGGGUUUUCGCAUAGAUGCUUCUUUGAUAAAGAGCUGUAUGAAAAGACUGGACAUGGUGGUCAUUGCCUAGACUGUGCUGGAAAUCGGGACGGACCAAACUGCGAAAAUUGUAAGGUAAACUAUUAUCAAAGAAAGAAUGAAGCUCAUUGUACAGCAUGUGAAUGUAAUGAAAUCGGUUCUUGGAAUCUGCAAUGCAAUUCUGAAGGUAAAUGUCAAUGUCGUCCUGGAGUUACUGGUGAUAAGUGUGAUCGAUGUGAAGAUAAUCAUUUUGAUUUUGGAAUUACUGGCUGCAAAGCUUGUGGCUGUAAUAUAGCUGGAAGCUUAGAUAAUCAACCAAGGUGUAAUGCUGACUCUGGACAUUGCAUUUGUAAAGAAAACGUCGAAGGCAUUCAAUGUAAUAGAUGCAAACCAAGUUAUUUUAAUUUAGAUGAAGACAAUGAAUUUGGAUGUACACCAUGUUUUUGCUACGGCCAUUCAUCAGUUUGCCAAUCUGCUCCGGGAUAUUCUAGAGUGUCAGUUGAAAGCGUAUUUGCUCGAAGUAAUGAACGCUGGAAUGGUUCAGAUGUAUAUGGAAGAUCUAUAUUGCCUAUACAUAGUCCGUAUAAGCAGUCACUAGAAAUUUCAUCUCCCUCUAGGGAACCCGUCUAUUUCUUAGCUCCAGAAAAAUUUCUUGGAGAUCAACGAUCAAGUUACAACCACGAUUUGACCUUUAAGCUAAGUAUAGGAGAAAAUAGUCCUGAACCUACAGUGAGUGAUAUCAUGAUAGAGUCUGGUUCUGGUCUACGAAUUACUCAAACCAUUUUUGGUCAAGGAAAUCCAUUGCCUUCAGAUACGCCAAAGGUAUUCAAGUUUCGUCUCCAUGAAAGUCCGGAUUAUGGAUGGCAACCAAGAUUAUCAACUCGUGAAUUUUUUAACGUAUUAUCAAAUCUAACAGCAAUAAAAAUUCGUGGAACAUAUACUGAAAGAGGCGUUGGAUUUCUGGAUGAUUUUUCAUUGCAAACUGCUCGUCGAGGUGCUCCAGGAUUACCAGCCCACUGGAUAGAAAUGUGUACUUGUCCCGAAGGCUACAUAGGGCAAUUCUGUGAAUCUUGUGCGCCCGGUUCACGUCAUGAACCUACAAGCGGUGGACCCUUUUCUCCAUGUGUUCCAUGUAAUUGUCAUGGUCAUGCUUCGAUUUGUGAUGCUGAUACAGGUCGAUGUAUUUGUCAACAUAAUACUGCAGGAGAAAAUUGUGAUCGAUGUGCAAAAGGAUAUUAUGGAAACGCCCUUCAAGGGACAGCUUUUGAUUGUAAACUAUGUCCAUGUCCCAAUCAAGGAAGCUGUGCUUUAAUCGGGGAAGAUACAGUAAUUUGUUUAGAAUGUCCAAAAGGAUACGGCGGUCCUAGAUGCGACAUUUGCAGUGAUGGAUAUUUUGGUGAUCCGACUGGAAAAAAUGGUCCAGUUAGUAUUUGUAAGCCAUGUGACUGUAACUCAAAUGUAGAUCCAAAUGCGAUUGGAAAUUGUAAUAGAACAACCGGAGAAUGUUUAAAAUGUAUUUUUAAUACUGGAGGAGCUCAAUGUGAUCAAUGUUUACCAGGCUAUUAUGGUGACGCUCUUGACCCAAUUAAAGGGGAUUGUAAACCAUGUGAUUGUUUUCCUCUUGGUACCAUUGAAACAGGAUUUGGACCUUAUGCAUGUGAUCAAUUAACUGGACAAUGUCAGUGUAAACCUCAUGUUGUAGGAGUUAAUUGUGAUCAAUGUGAAGUUGGAUAUUUUAAUAUAAUUAGCGGAGAGGGUUGUAAAUCAUGUGAAUGUGAUCCAAUUGGAUCAUUAAAUAAUACUUGUGAUACUUCCACUGGUCAAUGUGUUUGUAGCGCAGGAAUCACAGGCAAAAAAUGUGACGGAUGUGAGCCAUUCCAUUAUGGAUUCUCCACUGAAGGAUGUAAACCAUGCGCUUGUGAUUCUAUAGGUUCUGUUUCACUUCAAUGUGAUUCCAAUGGACAGUGUCCAUGUUUAGAAAAUGUCGAAGGUCGACGAUGCGAUCAAUGUAAAGAAAAUAAACAUGACCGACAAAGAGGAUGUCUAGACUGUCCUGCUUGUUAUAAUUUAGUUCAAGACGCUGUAGCUCUUCAUCGUGAAAACUUGAAAAAAUUAGAAAAAGUAUUGAAAGAUAUUAAUAAUAGUCCAACUGUUAUAAAUGAUGCAGAGUUUGAACAAAAACUUCAUGAAGUGCAAGCAUUAGUAAAUGACUUAGAAAAGAAUGCAAAGUUUUCAGCUGGAGGAAAUAUUUCAACGAGUGACAAGGUACAAUCACUUCAAGGCCAAAUAAAAGAAAUAGAAGAACUUAUGAUUCAAACUAAAAAUUGGACAGCUCUAGCAGAAAAUAAUGCAAUUCAAGCUGACAAAAAUCUUACAGAAGUUGAAAAAAUUAAUGAAGAUAUUACUAAUGUAUUGAAAAGAGCAUCGGAUUAUAUACAAACUGAAGGAGCGACAGCACUUUCUAAAGCAAUAAUGAAAAGUGAUGAGUUAGGACAACAAAGUGAUCAAAUGUCUGCAAUUGCUAGGGAAGCAAGAAAACUUGUACAAUCUAAAGAAGAAGAAGUUGAAAAAAUGAAAACUAUUGCGGAAAAAGCUAUAAAUGUUUCAACGGAAGCAUUUGAAAUUACUAAAGAUGCUGUCAAUCAACAAAAAAACAUUAGCGAUGAGUUAAAAACCCUUGAUGCGGAAUUAAAUUACGUAAAGGAUAGAUUAGAUGCAAUUGUAGAGCAAGCAAAUGAAACUCAUGAAUUAGUAUCAAUGAUAAAUAACGAUUCAUUGGCAAUAUAUCGUGAUAUUUAUGCCAUUAAUUUGCCAGAUAUAAAUGCUUCACUAAUGAAACAAAACGCUUCAAAUUUAAAUUUGGAGAUUCAACAUAUUGACCUAGAAAUUACUAAAUUAAAAGAAAGUAAUUCUAAUCUUUUAAUGGAAGUCGCCGCUGAAUUGUUAGAGUCAGAAGAAAAUUUGAAAAAAGGAGAAUUACAGUUAAAGCAGAGAGAAAAUCUAUUAAAACAAGCAAAUGCCUCUUACGAAAAAGCUACCCAAGCCCUAAAAUUAGGAACAAAAACGCUCGAGGAAGCUCAACAGACUUUAAGCACUCUUCAAGCUUUUGAUAAACAAAUACAAGAAAGUAAACAGAGUUCAACUGAAGCAUUAGGUCAAGUUCCAGACAUUAAAAAACUAAUUGAAGAGGCUAAUGAUAAAACUCUUCGUGCACAGGCAGCAUUAGAUGGAGCAGAAGCUAAUGCUAUUAUCGCCAGGAAUACAUCAUUAAUAGCACAAACAACUUACGCUGAACAAGCAUCCCAAGAAGCUGAAAAAAUAAAAAAAAUUGCAUUAGAGACUGCUAUAGAGGUUCACAGUUUAUUAGAUGAGAGUGAUGGUUUAUCAAAACGAGUAGGCCAUACAGGAGAGCGACUUAAAGAAGUAGAAGAACAAUUUGAAAAAGACCAACAAAAUAUUAAUGAUGCAAAGAAAAAAAUUGGUCAAGCAAAAACAUCAGCGUAUGAAGCUAAAAAAACGGUUGAUAAAGCUUUAGAAGAUGUCAGCGCAGUUCUUAAAGAGUUGUCUAAUCUUGAAGAUAUUGACAGUGAGAUGUUAAAUCAGCUUAGUUCUCGAUUAGAAACAGCAGAACAAGAAUUGGCUAAUGCUAAGUUAGACGAAAAACUUCAGAAUAUCAAUGCUGCGAGAAUAUCUCAGGCUCAGUUAAUUAAAAACUAUGAAAAUGAAAUUGAAUCACUGACUAAUGACGUCAAAAAUAUUGACUCUAUCAGAAAAGCACUUCCAGAAGGAUGUUGGAAAAGAACACAUUUGGAAGUCCGUUGAAAUAGUAUUUCUGAAAUUAAAUUACUACCCUAUUAAUAUUUUUAUAAACUAAAUCCCUAUUAGUCACUUAUUUGUGUUCAUAAUACUGUAUCACCUAGAUAUUUAUAAGCUUUUAUUUUUUAAUGUAAAUUAUUUAGUUUAGGUCUAAAUAAUUAUUGUAUUUACAAUAAAUUAUUGUCAUCAAUAAUUACUUAAAUCUGUAAAUGUAUAGUCAAUUUUUUCCGAUUAUUCUAAUACUUAUUAUUAUUGUGUAUACAUAAUUAAAUUAUUUAAUUUAAUUGUGGACUUAUUUAAAAGAAUUUUCUACGUUCUUUGACUAA